AAUGGUCAACCUUUAACACAGAGACAAACUGUUCAAUUUGAACUAUAUAAUUCCAUUCGCCAGCGCGUUUCUUAUAGUACGAGACAGAAAAAAAAGUGUCAAGUGAGAGUUUAUAAGCCAGGGACAGCAGUGUAUUGGUCCAGCACUUCGUUCAACCCUUUUAACAAGAAAGACGAAAUUUAAAAUGGACAAAGAUUUUUCAACAAGAGUUGCAUUUAUGCUUGUUAUAUUAUGCUGUGGGAAUAUACUAGAGGUGGAAACUAAAGUAGUCAGCUUCAGAAGUUUAUGGACGCAGUUAGUGAAAUGCGAGGGUGUGAUCAACUUAAGAUGUCGUUAUUUAUCACAUUAUUGCAACGUUGAGGUUCUGAAGCGAGGAGAAACGAACUUCAACAGCGAUAAAGGAUCUUCAGAUUACGACGAGCAAGAUUUUAACGAGCUCGGUUUGGUAAAGAAAGCAAAAGAAGUUCGAAUGAUAUCAAUGAAUUGUGCAUCUUGCAACAAAUAUUGCUGGUAGUUCUUCGAAUGUUUGGACAGGAGAGCCAAUUUAGAUUGAAACGACGCAGUUACAUUUGUAUUAAUCUGUUUUAUUGUUAGGUUAAAUAUAUAGUAGGGUGGGGGAAGAUAGGUCACCUUUUUAUUCUAUUUUUUCGUCACAUUUAGUAGUAAACAAAAAAACUUUUAAUGAAUUAUAAAACCGUUUCCUCACGACUCCCAUAGACCUUUUUACUUGUUUAAAACACGAUCAGGAUAUUUGGAUAUUACGUGCUAAAGGUGUCUCAUCUUACCCCACCCUACUAUGAUACAUCGACUGUUUUAAACUUAACCUACUAUUUAGUUGUGUAAAAAUCGUCGUAUGCUGCCGUGUAACGAGGAGCUGUGUUUACGCAAAUAAAAUUCAAGAUUGCA
Ciona intestinalis (vase tunicate) is the source of this 906-nucleotide messenger RNA. RefSeq lists its product as uncharacterized. The record is from RefSeq and is a predicted model, not a curated record. NCBI's taxonomy places the organism in Eukaryota, Metazoa, Chordata, Ascidiacea, Phlebobranchia, Cionidae.